Messenger RNA from Paramuricea clavata, 819 nucleotides. The record is from the annotation of a GenBank genome assembly. Lineage: Eukaryota; Metazoa; Cnidaria; Anthozoa; Malacalcyonacea; Plexauridae.
AUGUGCUUCUCGCCUGUUACAAGCAGAGAAACAAUCGAUGAAUUACAGAAUUCCAUUGAGACACAUCUCCUAUUUAAAGAGCUAUUUCCGCAAGUCAACAUAACCCCUAAAAUGCAUUAUAUGCUUCACAUCCCAACUCAAAUGGCUGCGCUUGGUCCACUUAUUAGACACUGUUGCAUGCGGUUUGAAGCAAAACAUCGAUAUUGUAAGGAAUUAGCUCCACAACAAAACUUUAAGAAUAUCUGCUUCUCGUUGGCAGAAAAAUGUCAGCUCGAUGCUUGUGCCGACUUUCACACUGAAAAUCCUUGCGAGCACCCGCUGUUCUCUACGGACAAAGAACUUGGACCAACAAGGCCAGUUAUUAACCAAUCAAGAGCUGCCAUCCUUAGAAAGAUUGAAGAUGCAAAGUUAUUUGCGAAACCAGAAAUGAUAAACAACGUUUUUACUGCUAAAUGGAUUAAACUGUAUGGAACGAAAUAUGCAACAAACAACAGUUGCGUAAUUGCAGUUGAUGAUGCCACUUUUGUGGACAAAGUGCCCACUUUUGGAAAACUUCAGCAGAUUUGGUUGGUGGAUAAAGAAAUCUUAUUUGAAUUCACGCCACUGACAACGGUCAAAUUCGAUCCUAACUUGAUGACAUAUGAAGUUUACGAUCUUGGAGAUGAUGCACUUUCAGAGCUCUGUUUCUACAACCGUAUGUUGGAUUUCAGUGUUUACUCCUUACAGCGACACUCUGAAUCAGUUUAUAUUCCACUUAAAUAUGACUUGACGGAAAUCAUAAGGGAGCAUGUUGUUGGAGAAAAUCCAUUGCACUUUUAG